CAGUGGUCGCCGCUUCCUGGUUGCGGGUCGGCGUCGAGGGCCGGGCUUAGCCGCAGCGAUGUUGCCCUACACGGUGAAUUUUAAGGUGUCGGCGCGCACCCUCACCGGGGCCCUCAGUGCCCACAACAAGGCGGCGGUGGACUGGGGCUGGCAAGGUUUAAUUGCUUAUGGAUGUCAUUCGCUGGUGGUAGUGAUUGAUUCCAAUACUGCUCAAACGCUUCAAGUUUUAGAAAAACAUAAAGCUGAUGUUGUCAAGGUUAAAUGGGCCAGGGAAAAUUAUCACCAUAACAUUGGCUCGCCAUAUUCCUUGCGCUUAGCUUCUGCUGAUGUCAAUGGAAAGAUCAUCGUUUGGGAUGUAGCAGCAGGAGUAGCUCAGUGUGAGAUCCAGGAGCAUGCCAAGCCUAUUCAGGAUGUUCAGUGGUUAUGGAAUCAAGAUGCUUCCCGAGAUUUAUUGCUUGCUAUCCAUCCGCCAAAUUAUAUUGUGCUCUGGAAUGCAGAUACUGGCACCAGACUCUGGAAGAAGAGCUAUGCAGAUAACAUUCUUUCUUUUUCUUUUGAUCCUUUUGAUCCCUCACAUUUGACUUUACUCACCAGUGAGGGCAUUGUAUUCAUCUCAGACUUCUCUCCAUCCAAGCCACCCUCAGGCCCUGGGAAAAAAGUGUACAUAUCCAGCCCACACUCCAGCCCAGCUCACAGCAAGCUGGCUGCAGCCACAGGGGCCAAGAAGGCUCUUAAUAAAGUGAAAAUCUUAAUCACUCAAGAGAAACCUAGUGCUGAAUUCAUAACUCUCAAUGAUUGCCUUCAGUUGGCAUACCUGCCUUCUAAAAGGAAUCACAUGUUGCUACUCUAUCCUCGAGAGAUUUUAAUCCUUGACCUUGAGGUGAAUCAGACAGUGGGUGUGAUUGCAAUAGAACGAACAGGAGUUCCAUUUCUGCAGGUAAUACCCUGCUUUCAACGUGAUGGUUUAUUUUGCCUACAUGAAAAUGGUUGUAUAACCUUACGUGUUCGAAGAUCUUACAAUAGUAUUUUCACCACUUCAAGUGAGGAACCAGAUCCAGAUCCUGUCCAGGAGCUUACCUAUGAUUUACGAAGCCAGUGUGAUGCCAUCAGGGUGACAAAAACUGUCCGCCCCUUCAGCAUGGUGUGUUGUCCUGUCAAUGAGAAUGCAGCUGCCCUCAUAGUGAGUGAUGGCAGGGUUAUGAUAUGGGAACUGAAGUCUGCCGUUUGUAAUCGAAAUUCACGGAACAGUAGUUCUGGCGUGUCACCUUUAUAUUCACCCGUGUCUUUCUGUGGAAUUCCUGUAGGAGUGCUACAGAAUAAACUCCCAGACCUCUCCUUAGAUAACAUGAUUGGGCAAAGUGCAAUUGCUGGGGAAGAACAUCCCAAAGGCUCCAUUCUGCAGGAAGUGCAACUCAAAUUCCUGCUAACAGGUCUGCUUUCAGGACUGCCCUCACCACAGUUUGCUAUCCGUAUGUGCCCACCAUUGACCACAAAAAAUAUCAAGAUGUAUCAGCCAUUGCUUGCUGUUGGUACAAGUAACGGUUCUGUCCUGGUGUACCAUCUCACCAGUGGGCUGCUGCACAAGGAGUUAAGCAUCCACUCGUGUGAAGUCAAGGGUAUUGAAUGGACGAGUUUAACUGGUUUUCUUUCUUUUUCUACCUCAACACCAAACAACAUGGGAUUAGUGAGGAACGAACUUCAGCUGGUUGAUCUUCCAACAGGUAGGAGCAUUGCUUUUCGUGGUGAACGAGGUAAUGAUGAAUCGCCCAUCGAAAUGAUUAAAGUAUCUCAUUUGAAGCAGUAUUUGGCAGUUGUAUUCAAAGAUAAACCCCUGGAGUUAUGGGAUGUUAGGACCUGUACCAUUCUUAGAGAAAUGUCCAAAAACUUCCCUGCAAUAACUGCUUUGGAGUGGUCACCUUCUCACAACUUGAAGAGCCUAAGAAAGAAACAGCUGGCUACCCGAGAGGCCAUGGCCCGCCAGACCGUGGUCUCAGAUACAGAGCUGAGUGUUGUUGAGUCAUCUGUGAUCAGCUUGUUGCAGGAGGCUGAGAGUAAAUCUGAACUCAGUCAGAACAUCUCUGCCCGGGAGCAUUUUGUGUUUACCGAUAGUGAUGGCCAAGUUUAUCAUCUCACUGUUGAAGGAAACUCAGUGAAAGAUAGUGCUCGGAUUCCACCAGACGGAAGUAUGGGUAGUAUUACCUGCAUCGCUUGGAAAGGUGAUACAUUAGUUCUUGGAGAUAUGGAUGGAAAUUUAAAUUUUUGGGAUUUGAAAGGCAGAGUAUCCAGAGGAAUACCUACACACCGAAGUUGGGUGAGGAAGAUUCGUUUUGCCCCUGGUAAAGGAAACCAAAAAUUAAUAGCAAUGUACAAUGAUGGAGCUGAAGUAUGGGAUACUAAAGAGGUUCAGAUGGUGAGCAGUUUAAGAAGUGGAAGAAAUGUAACCUUUCGGAUACUGGACGUGGACUGGUGUACAUCAGAUAAAGUGAUCCUGGCUUCAGAUGAUGGGUGUAUCAGGGUCCUGGAGAUGUCCAUGAAGUCCACGUGUUUUAGGAUGGAUGAACAGGAGUUAACCGAACCUGUGUGGUGCCCAUAUCUCCUUGUUCCAAGGGCCGCCCUCGCCUUGAAAGCUUUCUUAUUACAUCAGCCUUGGAAUGGACGGUAUUCUUUAGACAUUUCUCAUGUUGAUUAUCCAGAAAAUGAAGAAAUAAAGAAUCUCCUUCAAGAGCAGUUGAACUCAUUGUCUAAUGACAUAAAGAAACUCUUGCUCGAUCCGGAAUUUACUCUCUUGCAGAGAUGCCUGCUUGUUUCAAGGCUUUACGGCGAUGAAUCGGAGCUGCACUUCUGGACUGUUGCUGCUCACUACCUGCACAGCUUGUCCCAGGAAAAGGCAGCAAGCGCACCAGCUGCCGAAGAAACUGCUCCUCGGGACAAAGUGAACAACCCACUAGAUAUAUGUUACGACGUGCUCUGUGAAAAUGCCUAUUUUCAGAAAUUUCAGCUGGAAAGGGUUAAUCUCCAGGAGGUGAAACGGUCAACUUAUGAUCAUACCAGGAAAUGUACAGACCAGCUACUUCUCUUGGGUCAAACAGACAGAGCUGUGCAGUUGCUAUUGGAAACAAGCGCAGAUAACCAGCAUUAUUACUGUGAUUCACUGAAAGCCUGCUUGGUCACAACUGUCACCUCGUCAGGCCCCUCCCAGAGCACCAUUAAGCUCGUGGCAACUAAUAUGAUUGCCAAUGGGAAAUUGGCAGAGGGUGUUCAGUUGCUCUGCCUGAUAGACAAAGCUGCAGAUGCCUGCCGCUACCUGCAGACCUAUGGCGAGUGGAGCCGGGCAGCGUGGCUUGCCAAAGUCCGUUUAAAUUCAGAAGAGUGCGCUGAUGUUUUAAAGCGGUGGGUUGACCACCUUUGCUCCCCUCAAGUGAACCAGAAGUCAAAGGCCCUCCUGGUCCUCCUCUCCCUGGGCUGCUUUUCCAGCGUGGCUGAGACGCUUCACAGCAUGAGGUACUUCGACAGAGCGGCCUUGUUUGUGGAAGCUUGUCUCAAGUACAGUGCGAUUGAAGUCAGCGAGGACAGAGAGAAACUCAUCUCUGCUAUAUAUGCGGAUUAUGCCCGAAGUUUGAAGAACCUUGGUUUUAAACAGGGAGCGGUUUUUUUUGCUUCAAAAGCUGGAGCAGCUGGCAAAGAUUUAUUGAAUGAGCUGGAGUCCCCCAAGCAAGAAGUGACUGAAGAGUGACAGGUCAGCAUGUACCGGGGCACCCGGCCUCGCGAGCAGUCGGCCGGGGCCUUGGUCUGGCUGUGGACGGCCACAGCCCAGGCUCAUGCGGACACCGUCCCUGCCGGGGUCCUCGUGGGCCGUUUCACUACCUGUGCACAGCAGCGUGUGAACAUUCACACUGUCAGGAGCGGGUUCUAGGACCUGUGUUUCUCUCAGAGGAAGGUGGGAGCGCUUCAGAAUUUGAAAGUAUAACAUUUUAUACUUUGGAGACAGUUUUAAGAGUCCCUGGAAACACUUUUAAUUUUUUUUAAAGUUAAGAUCCAAGCAGCUGAAUUGCUUUUCUCAUUGACUAGAUUUAAAUCUAUAGUAAAAGGAGUUUGUGAGACCUGUUCUGAAAUCUGUGCUUUGCCUGUGUUUAUAUACAGUCAUUCCAGGUACAAACAGAGCAGAAACAUUUAAACAGUAAAGGUGACUUACCAUAGCAUUCCUGGUUUUCUUAACCUUGAAAACAGAACUGUUGAUUUCCUGAUUUAGGCAGUUGCUAAGUUUUGUAAUUGCAGGUUCAUAGGCGCAUAGAGAAAUUGUCCGCUUUAUAUUUUGUCCAGUGUGUGGAAUCUUGUGUAUUUGGAUUUUAACUCCUGGGAUGCGUUACAGUACCCCCCCCUCUGAAGGCGCUGUUCUUUAAUAGUCUUUGUUUUCUUCCAGUGACUGAACUAUAUGAGAUGUGACUGUCAUAAAUUAUUGCUAAAAAUUUAAAUGUGUAUAAUUUACAGAAAUGAUAAAUAAAAAGGGACUUCAUCCCA
This is a messenger RNA of Balaenoptera musculus (blue whale), 4518 nucleotides long. It is a transcript of the gene WDR11, whose product is annotated as WD repeat domain 11. Gene Ontology annotation, molecular function: protein binding. Gene Ontology annotation, cellular component: cytoplasm. NCBI's taxonomy places the organism in Eukaryota, Metazoa, Chordata, Mammalia, Artiodactyla, Balaenopteridae. Bases 59 to 3733 code for a protein of 1224 amino acids. The record is from RefSeq and is a predicted model, not a curated record. The transcript is spliced from 29 exons.